Messenger RNA from Cicer arietinum (chickpea), 2237 nucleotides. RefSeq lists its product as uncharacterized. The record is from RefSeq and is a predicted model, not a curated record. Lineage: Eukaryota; Viridiplantae; Streptophyta; Magnoliopsida; Fabales; Fabaceae.
AAAAGGGAGGAGCCUCGUAUAUCAAUCAUAAACAAACUGGUCUAGCACUGAACUCAACUGCCCGUAAAAACUAAAACCUCGCCGGAAAACGCACCCGGAGUUUCUCAUCCGACGCCACAAACAGCUAAUGCUGUGGAAUUCUUUUUGAUGAGAUGGAUCCAACCCAUUUUACAACUGAUUUCUUGCCCAUAACAUUGAAUCCGUCGUCUACUUACCUUCAAUUUUCUUUUCUUAAACCUUUACAUAAGACCCCAAACCUAAAAUUUCAAUCCCACAAACGAUUCAAUGUUGUCUCAUUCUCUCAAAACGAGAAACAAAUUAGUGAAUUCCCGAUUUCUAGCAAGAAUCAUAAUGCCUGCAGCUCAAGACACAUUGGGUGUUAUGCGGGUCGUAGCAAGAAGUCUGGUGGUGGAUCAUCUUCUGGUAGACUUGAAGGUAAUGCUGAGUUUCGAAGGCGGUUGAAGCGCAAUGCCAGGGCGAAAAGUAAGAAGCUUGCCGAGUCUUUAUUCUAUAGGUUGAAGAAUCCAAGGGGACGAGGGAAUUAUCCUGAUAACUUUUCGGAGGAUAUGCUUCAACAAAUUGGUCUUGGAUAUGAUCGAACAGUCCGGUUCAUGGGGAAGGAUGAUCCGAAUUUACGCAACCCUUAUGAUUGGUAUAAAUAUGGUGAAUAUGGGCCGUAUUCAUGGCGUGGAAUUGUUGUUGGUGAGCCGGUUAGUGGUGGGAUUACAGAUGAGUGCGUGACAAUAAUUAAUGAAGUUAAGGAUCAUGAAGAGUGGGAAGAGAUUGAGAAAUCUGAAAUGGCUGCUGAUUUUGGGGAAAAAGUUAAGCAGUUGGAUCAAACUAAAUUAAGGUAUUUUUGGGUUUUUAUUAGGCAUCCGAAGUGGAGAGUUUCAGAACUUCCUUGGCAGCAAUGGACAUUAGUUAGUGAAGUUGUACUUGAAGCUGGUAAGCAGAGAUUGGAUAAGUGGACUUUGAUGGGUAGACUUGGGAACAAGGCGAGGUCAUUGGUGGCGCAAUGUGCAGCGUGGAUGAGACCUGAUAUUGUGUAUGUCAAGCGGCCGGUGUUCCAGUGUAGGUUUGAGCCGCAAGAUAACUUUUUCAAUGCAAUAAUUCCAUUUCUUGAUCCUAGCACUGAACAUGAUUACCUUUGUGAGUUACAGAACGAUGAUGGCACUGUCGAAACGUGUACUUAUUAUGGUGGAUUAUGUAAGCUCGUGAAGGUGAAUCAAAAGGCUUUUGUUGAUGAUGUGGUUAAUGCGUAUCAGAAAUUGAGUGAUGAGAAAAAGUCAAAAUGUUUGGAGUUUCUUUUGACCAAUCAUCCGGUGCAAAUGUUACAUCCAUAUACUAAAGAGUGGAAGGCUAAGUUGGAAGAGAUGGAGCUGGGUUGUGAUGCUCCUGAUGAAGAAGAUGAUGAUAUCGCUGGCGAUAAUGAUACUGAGAUUCUAGAUUGGAUUGAGGAUGAAGGUAGUGAUGGGGAUGCUGAAAUUGAUGAUGAGGAUGAUGAUGACGAUUAUGAUUACGAUAAUGAAGAGGGGGAGGAGGAGGAGAUUGAUAAUUUUGAUGUCAAUGAAGACCAAGAUCUAGUUAUGGACAUGGAAGAAAGCAAAGAUGGUAAAUUUCAUGCCACAGAAGAGGGUACACUUGCUGGCAAAGAUGUGGAGGACUGGAAGGAGUUUCGAAAAGCAACAAAUAGUGCAGAGGCAAUAGAAAACUUGGCAAAGAGGAGUUCUGAGAUCUCUACAAAGUUAUAUAAGAAGCAAAUGAUGACACCGGAGGAGGCAGAGGAAGAAAUGAUGCAUUCGGUAGAUGGAGACGAAAUUGUGUUGAGAGGAAAGCGACCAAAGGUUAGUCCAGAAGAGUGGAAGUAUGUUGGGAUGGGUCCAUGGAGAAAAAAGAUUAAGAAGAGCAAACUUCCUCCAGAGCUAUUUCUGCGAGCGGCUGUUCGACCGUUCAAUUACAGAAAUCUUGUUAAAGAGAUUGUUUUAACUAGGCAUGCAAUUUUGGAUGGUGAUAUUGGUAGGAGAGAUUAAGAGCAUUAUAUAUGAAGGGUAUAGUUUUGUAGUAGUGAUAUUGACAAAUCUUUGAUGGUUCAGCGGCUUUCGGUUCCCAUCAUGUAAGUUGAGAAAAUUAGUAGAAUGAAUUUUUCUCCAUGCUUUUGUGGAAGGAUUUUUUUUUUUUUUAUGCUUACCUAGUUUCUGAAAAAGAUUAUGAAAGCAUACAACAUCAAUUUAUUUAUA